Nematostella vectensis (starlet sea anemone) is the source of this 1299-nucleotide messenger RNA. Its product is annotated as melanocyte-stimulating hormone receptor. The transcript has a single exon. NCBI's taxonomy places the organism in Eukaryota, Metazoa, Cnidaria, Anthozoa, Actiniaria, Edwardsiidae. Gene Ontology annotation, molecular function: G protein-coupled receptor activity. Bases 349 to 1299 code for a protein of 316 amino acids. Gene Ontology annotation, biological process: G protein-coupled receptor signaling pathway. Gene Ontology annotation, cellular component: membrane. The record is from RefSeq and is a predicted model, not a curated record.
ACCUAAGGUAUAAAUCAAAAAAAGGUUGAAAAAAAGGUAGGUAAAACGCCUCUGUGAAACAGAGUAGUUGCGCCGAUGACGUUUCGAGCGUUAGCCCUUUGUCGGAGCAAAAGAAGGAUGAUGUACCUAGUCUCUCUUUCUCCUCUAUUGACAUUUCAUUUCCGUGAUUGUCAAGCUCUUUGUAAAAUAGCAAUAUUACGCAUUCUAAUUUUGAUUUAUUGUGGCUAAAAAGUACCGGUAGGGCUAUGUAUAUUUGUCAUAGGGCGCACAGCCUAAAAAAUAAAUAUGAGCAAAAGAUCAGAGAAAGAGAAAGUUUAAGAAAAAGACAGGCUCACACUAGCAGAUAGAAUGAUUACGCCUCAAAAUGCAAGUGAGAGUCAGAGAGACUUUGUUUGUGACUUCAUUGGCAGUGUAAAAGAGAGAAUGAACUCGUACCCAGCUAUGCUCUACCUCAGCGCCUCUCUAAACGUCCCGACGUCUAUCAUGGCCGUGGUAUGCAACUCACUGGUCCUGGCGAGUAUCUGGCGCACCCCAAGCCUCCACGCACCAUCCUAUCUCAUUCGAUUUAACCUCGCUAUUACUGAUCUAGCUGUAGGGUUGUUCGUUCAGCCUUUGUAUAUCUCGCAACGGUGGUUGAAUUUACUAGAUCGCCCGAGAGAGUUUUGUGUUGUCGCUUUAGCGAUGUUAGUAGUUUCCGUGAUGUUUGCUGGCGUCUCCUUUUUAACGAUCACGGCUAUCUGCGUGGAACGCUAUCUACUCCUCUACUUACACUUGGCGUAUCAGUCAGUAGUAACAAACAAGCGGACUAUCUUCGCCAUGGCGGGCCUAUGGAUCACAGGCUCACUCUAUGUCGGCUUUCUUGCGCUAAAUAAUAUCCUCCUCUUCAAAGUCGUCGGCUGUGUUAUAAUCACAAUAUGCCUUGUCCUCAACACGGUGUCGUAUGUUAAGAUUUACAAAGUCGUCCGUCAUCAUCAGAACCAGAUAAGCGAAGCAAAUCGCGCAUUUGCUCCCAAUAGCUCAACCGUUGACAUGCGAAGCUACCGACGCUCAGUAUAUGCGACCUUUCGCACAUAUAUCAUAUUCAUUCUAUUCGUUCUUCCAUUUCUUUUAUCUUUGAUUGCGCUGGCCGCAAACAGCAAAAGCCGCGUUAGCCGAGCGUGCUUUCAUAUCGCCUCGACGAUCUACUUUUCAAACUCGGCGUUUAAUCCCUUCAUCUACUGCUGGAAAGAGCCUCAAAUAAAGCAGGCUAUUAAGGCAACACUAGUCAGUAUCAAGCACACGGUGAUGCCUGAACGAUGA